AUGAUUGCAUGCUUACGAGCAUUGGAUGUUCAUCGACAUGAUUUCCAUAUAUUUGGAGGGUUCCUGGAGGACAUAUCCUCGUAUCUACACGACAUGCGUAGUUUCGAAUGUCCGUUAUCCUCGAUUAGGCCGUUCCCGGUCGGUUUGCGAGAUCUCUACCUGGUGGUUUCCCGUUCUUCUCAAUCCAGGACAAGAGCUGCAUCAACCAGCAUAAGCAGUUUUGUCGAAACCGAAUUGGAUUUCAUCGGUGAAGGAAGAAACAACGACCGGGGAAAAAGAAAGCUUAAUGGUAAAGCUUUUCAAGCUCAGAGAGACGAUACCAUUAGGAGAACGGUAUAUGUUUCUGAUAUUGAUCAGAGUACCACUGAAGAACAACUUGCUGGGUUAUUUAGUAAUUGUGGACAAGUUGUUGAUUGCCGAGUUUGUGGUGAUCCGAAUUCGGUUCUCUGUUUUGCAUUUGUGGAAUUUGCAGAUGAAGAAGGCGCGAGAGUUGCUCUGAAUCUUGAUGGUACGAUGCUCGGGUUUUAUCCAGUUAAGGUAUUGCCUUCAAAAACUGCCAUCCUGCCUGUGAACCCUACAUUUCUCCCUAAGUCCGAAGACGAAAGGGAAAUGUGUGCCAGAACAGUUUAUUGUACAAAUAUUGACAAGGAGGUUUCUCAAGCUGAAGUGAAGAAUUUCUUUGAAUCCGCGUGCGGUGAGGUCACUCGCUUGAGGAUUUUAGGGGACAAUGUGCAUUCAACUCGUAAUUCUUUUGUUGAAUUUGCCAUGGCGGAAAGUGCCAUUGUUGCAUUGAGUUGUAGUGGACUGGUGUUAGGAACUCAGCCGAUCAGGGCAAGUCCUUCAAAGACACCGGUGAGGCCACAGUUACCCGACCAACAUCGGGUUAACCAAUCGACCUAGCCUUUUAAGACCUAUGGAUGGAAUUGGUUGACUUCCCGAUGGCGAGAGAAACUCUGUUGCGUCGAAGGAAUAGUAAAAACUUCCCUCGGUUACGUUCUUUCCGUCUUUUCCGACGCAACAUUUUGUUCCGUUUUUCUUUUAUCUUUGCUCGAAGAUAUCGGCACCAUGUUUCGGAUUCAGAAACCUUGAGAACUUUUUAACCUU
Hibiscus syriacus is the source of this 1104-nucleotide messenger RNA. Its product is annotated as polyadenylate-binding protein-interacting protein 9-like. The record is from RefSeq and is a predicted model, not a curated record. NCBI's taxonomy places the organism in Eukaryota, Viridiplantae, Streptophyta, Magnoliopsida, Malvales, Malvaceae. The coding region runs from base 1 to 900 and encodes 299 amino acids. Gene Ontology annotation, molecular function: RNA binding. The transcript is spliced from 11 exons.